UAAGAGGUGCUCUUCACCUAUCACCUCAGGCAUCUACCCCUCCAGGACCCCAGCCCAUCCAGUCUCCCCAAACCUCCCUUCUGACUCCAACCGAGGAGGCUCUCCCUCCCCCCCUUCCCCCUCCCUUGCCUCGCUCUCUAGUCCACUGGGGACGGCUGAAAACUCAAAGACUCCACGUACUGCCUCUCCCUAAAACCCUUCCCUGGCUCCUCUGUGGCCCAGGACAAAGCCCACACCUCUCAAGUCAGGCCCCCCAGGGGCCCCACCGAGGGCUAAAGUGCUGACAGAGGAGCUGCUCCCCAACUCCAAGGGCAAGUUCUCACCAAGUGCGCCUCGCCCCUGCAACGCUUAACCUGCGACGCUUCAGAUGAGGAGGCUUACCUGGGCUGCGUACACGAAGCUGGGCACACGCCGGGCUGUGAAGUAGGGAGACUGACUCCAAGUUUUCUGCGCUGAUGGGGUCAUGGACUGUCGUAGGGAGAGAUGGCAUUUAUCCAACAAGCCUUUGCUGAGCACCCACAGAGCGUCACACCCAGAGUACCCCGAUAGCUGUGGGAGGCACUUCUGAUCCCAGCCACCAGGUUGUUAUUAUAGACUUCAUUUAACCAUCUGUCUUUGGUACCCAGUGCUCAACUCUUAAAACGUGAGUGGUUCAGGGAGCCAAUCAGAGGCCAGGCUUUGGAGGUGGAGGAGGUGAGAACCUCACACCUGUGCUCUGUCUGAUAAGCCCAGGCCUGGGUGCGGGGACCUUGGCCUAAAGAGGCUCUAUUGACUGGGGCAUGGGAAGGGGCUGAGCACACACAGCUGGCCUGGCCAUGGGCCCAGAACUUUAGCUCAAGGACAAGAAGUCCUAUAAAGCCAGGUCCAGCUGUCGACCUCACACCUGCGACAAUGCUGCCACUCAGCCUGACCCUUAGCCUGGUCUUCCUCGGCUCCUCCUGGGGCUGCGGCGUUCCUGCCAUCAAACCGGCACUGAGCUUCAGCCAGAGGAUUGUCAAUGGGGAGAACGCAGUGCCAGGCUCCUGGCCCUGGCAGGUGUCCCUGCAGGACAGCAGCGGCUUCCACUUCUGCGGUGGUUCUCUCAUCAGCCAGUCCUGGGUGGUCACCGCUGCCCACUGCAAUGUCAGCCCUGGCCGCCACUUUGUCGUCCUUGGCGAGUACGACCAAUCCUCUAGUGCUGAGACUGUGCAGGUUCUGUCCAUCUCGAGGGCCAUCACGCACCCCAGCUGGAACCCCUCCACGAUGAACAAUGACCUGACGCUACUGAAGCUCGCCUCGCCAGCCAAGUACACAACACGCAUCUCACCAGUCUGCCUGGCGUCCUCAAAUGAGGUGCUGACCGCAGGCCUCACUUGUGUCACCACCGGCUGGGGCCGCCUCAGUGGCGUGGGCAACGUGACACCAGCACGUCUGCAGCAGGUGGCUCUGCCCCUGGUCACCGUGAAUCAAUGCCAGCAGUACUGGGGCUCACGUAUCACGGACUCCAUGAUCUGUGCAGGGGGCUCAGGUGCCUCCUCGUGCCAGGGUGACUCCGGAGGCCCACUUGUCUGCCAGAAGGAAAACACGUGGGUGCUUAUUGGAGUUGUGUCCUGGGGCAGCAGCAACUGCAAUGUGCGUACACCUGCCAUGUACACUCGGGUCAGCAAGUUCAACACAUGGAUCAACACGGUCAUAGCCUCCAACUGAGCCCACCACAGCCCUCCUCCCCAUCCCAAUCUGAUAAAGACCCUAGGCUGUGUCCUCUCGUGUAUCCUUGUCUGUGCUGCUGGCUCAGGGGAAAGGACAGGCUCUUGAGGGUCCUACUCCGCACUCGGGCUUUGUCUUCUGGCAUGGAAGGGGCUGAGGAGUCAGGCUCGUCCUAGAACAGCCCAGGCUGCGGCCCCCACCCCUCCUCCUCUGGGGCAGCCCCGUGGUCCUACAGCACGAAGCCAGGGCUGUCAGAACGAAUAGGCACCUUCCCCGUGGAGGAGGCAGCCUGUUUAUUGAAUACAAAGGAUACAUUUACAAACUGAGUACACAAAAUAAAUAACUGCACAUUCUCCGUCCA
Messenger RNA from Microcebus murinus (gray mouse lemur), 2047 nucleotides. It is a transcript of the gene CTRL, whose product is annotated as chymotrypsin like. Gene Ontology annotation, biological process: proteolysis. The record is from RefSeq and is a predicted model, not a curated record. Gene Ontology annotation, molecular function: serine-type endopeptidase activity. Lineage: Eukaryota; Metazoa; Chordata; Mammalia; Primates; Cheirogaleidae.